UGGUUAAGAGUCGAUCGACAUUAAUGAACAAUUUCAAUUCUUCAACCUUUCCCUUGUGCUCCUUUAAAGAUCCUAGAUCAGCUGUCAUUUACCUGUUUUUACUCAACUGUUUCUAUUUUUGUUUUGUUUUUUUUAAUGUUUAUAAUUAAUUUAUUUUUUCUUCUGUUCAGUCUUUAGAUUUGAUUUUUGUCAUAUUUAAUUGAAAAGAAAUGUCUCACUCAAGUAACAUCCAGUUGGAUGAUAAUUUAAUUGAUUUUAUUAACAAAGCCAAGCAAAAGGGUAACAUCCGUGCUGUGAAAAUUUUAAUCAAAGAUGAAAAACUUGUUUUGGAUGACCAUGUAGAACCUCAAGGAUCAUGGAAAGACGAUUUUAUCCAAUCUGUUAAAAAAAUGUUCCUCGAUAAGGAACCUUGUUAUGUGCUCUUAAGACUGGAUUCAGCAGGUAACAGCGAUGAUGCAAAUUAUGAUUGGAUCCUAAUUUGUUGGUCACCAGAUGAUAGUCAUGUUAGGCAAAAGAUGCUGUAUGCAUCAACCAAAUCAAUAUUGAAAUUGACUUUCACUUUCAGCUCAACUUUGAACGACAUAUUUGCCACCUGCCAAGAUGAUUUUAACCCAUUAAUCUCUGGUGAUUACUUUAAAACUGCUAAGCAAAUUAGUGACGAUUUACUGACCGUUCAAGAACAAGAUCUGAGAAAUGUUAAGAGAGAAGAAGCUCUAUCGAGAUCUGUAAACGCACCAGGGACUCAUAGUAUUCCAGGAAUUGAGUUUCCCAUAACCGAUGAAGCUGUUGAUGGAAUAUUAAGAUUUAAAGAAGGCUCAAUUGGUUUCGCCGAAUUCUCAUUAGAUUUAAGUAAAGAAAUGAUCCAAUUAGAGUCUACCGAAGACGCUUCUAAAUUUGAUGUAAAAACUCUUGGAUCAAGAAUGCCAACCAAGAAUCCGAGAUACAUUUUAUUCGUUUAUCCUCAUCAGUAUGAAGGAGCCUCCUUAAAAAGUAUCAUCUUUGUUUAUUGGGUUCCCGGAAGUGGCUGUUCAAUCAAAGAAAAGAUGCUUUACUCAACUUGCAAACUUCCCCUGUUAGCAGCAAUUCAGGAUGCACGUAAAUUCGGAAUCGAGAUAACCAAAAAAUUAGAGAUUGAUGAUAUUGAUGAGCUCAAAGAAGAUAAUUUAUUGAAUGAGUUACAUCCACCAAAUAGUGCCUCUGCUAGCAAACCUGUCUCGUUUGCCAAACCUCAAGGUCCAGCCGGUAAAAGAGGAGCGAAACGAUUAAUCCGAACUGGAAACGAUGCAUGAUUUAACCUUCCGCACACUUUAGUCAACUAUUUUAAUCGCAUUGCUUUUUACUUUAAAAUAACGUUUCAAUCAUAAAUUUUACAAAUCAUUUACUAAUAACUACACGAAAACACUUUCUAAAAACUUGCCGUGAUCUUACUCAUAAAACAGGAAAAAGUGAAGAUAAUUUUUUUUCAUCAAAGCUCAUAUCAAGUUUAUUAACGUCUUGGAUUAACAGUUAUACAAAAUUACAAAUCUUACCCCUAAACUGUCCUUGGUAUGUUAACUCCACAUUAUCCAGAAGUCGGUGGAAAUAGUAAAUUCAAAAAAUACAAAAUAAUGGGAACAACAGGCAUCAAUAAUGAACCAAAGGCUAAUACUGUCAAAAGUGGAAUCGCUAAAGCAAUUAUCAAAAUAAUUGGAUGAACCAUUCCAAGUGAUAGAUUCGAUUUUUCUUCACUUUCAGAUGGAUUCUAGAAUGAAUUGUUAUUCAAUCAUUUUAAUCAAAUCUAUCUUUUAACAGGAACAAACGAUAAUAAUUAUGAAUAAUAUUGCAAAUAAUCAACACUCACCUUAUAAAGUAACAUUGGAUAAUAGAUGAUAUUUGAUAUUGGCCUUCGAAGACUUUUAAUUACUCCAUAGUCUCGAUUUUCAUUAUCAUCAUCACUUAGAUUGAUAUGAGUUUCCUCUACAGCAUGACAAAAUUGAGCCGGUGAAAGCAUCUCGUGAAUAUAAAUUGUAAAUAUAAUAAUACAGCAAAAUCUGAGAUGUAACAUCAUCUUUUGGUGAUAAACUUUGAUAAACAUGAGUUUACGAUUAACAUGAAAAAAUGAUACACAAGUAUAAAAUAUUGGAAUCGACUUUUGUCUUCUUCAAACUAAAUUAUAACUAAAAUCUAAUUUCUUUAAA
Tetranychus urticae (two-spotted spider mite) is the source of this 2177-nucleotide messenger RNA. RefSeq names its product twinfilin actin binding protein. Gene Ontology annotation, biological process: positive regulation of neuron projection development; actin filament depolymerization; barbed-end actin filament capping. Gene Ontology annotation, molecular function: actin monomer binding; actin filament binding. The record is from RefSeq and is a predicted model, not a curated record. NCBI's taxonomy places the organism in Eukaryota, Metazoa, Arthropoda, Arachnida, Trombidiformes, Tetranychidae. Gene Ontology annotation, cellular component: actin filament; cytoplasm; myofibril.